CAGUGGGCAGCACUGCAAAUGGCUACACCAGCUGCGUCACACCCGGCGCUUAUGCAGGACUGUGAGGCGAGCAAACUGUGCAGGGAGUUGGAGCAGCUGGCCGGUGCGCGGCCCUCGUGGCGCAAGGUGACUGCGGAGGGCCUGGAUGUGGACUACACGCGGCUGCUGACACCUGCGCUGGCUGAUGCCGUGCUGCACGAGCUGGAGGCGGGACUCACCUACUUCACAGGAGACCUGGCGCGCGUGCGCGUCUUCGGCCGCUGGCAUCCCAUCCCGCGACAGCAGGUGGCGUUCGGAGAUGCGGGCCUGAGCUACAAGUUCUCCGGGCAGACGCUGCCCGCCAGCCCCUGGCCGCCGCUGCUGCUGGGCAUGCGCGAUGCCCUCAGCGCUCUCACCGGCGUGCGCUUCAACUUCGUCCUGGUCAACAGGUACCGAGACGGCCACGACCACAUGGGCGAGCACCGGGACGACGAGGCGGACCUGGACGCCGGGGCGCCCAUCGCGUCGCUGUCGCUGGGCGCCGAGCGGCCGUUCGUCUUCAAGCACCGCGACGCGCGCCGCCGCGGGCCGCAGCACAGGGACGUCCCACCAGUGAAACUGCUGCUGGAGCACGGCAGCCUGCUGAUGAUGAACCCGCCAACCAACCGGCUGUGGUUCCACGCGCUGCCGCGGCGCAGGUCCUGCCAGCAGCCGCGCAUCAACCUCACCUUCCGGAAGAUGCUGCCACAACCACAGCCUGCACAGCGCAAGAGGUCUGCUCCCACCACUCGCUGACCGGUGUGCUUCUAUUUCCUGUUAGUGCUGUCACCGAACCUAUGGACACUGCUAAUUUAUGUAUUUAUUGAUCCAAAGAAGUAAGUGUUAAUUGAUGCAAAGACAUACAGAAAACGAAAUGGAAAAUGCACUAAGUUUGCAUUACUAUACCAAUUCAUCACUGUCUAAAACUGCACUGUUCAAAAUAAAAACGGU
Schistocerca piceifrons (Central American locust) is the source of this 969-nucleotide messenger RNA. Its product is annotated as DNA oxidative demethylase ALKBH2-like. Bases 19 to 774 code for a protein of 251 amino acids. The record is from RefSeq and is a predicted model, not a curated record. Lineage: Eukaryota; Metazoa; Arthropoda; Insecta; Orthoptera; Acrididae. The transcript has 5 exons. Gene Ontology annotation, biological process: DNA repair.